AAUAAAUAAACCCCUUUUCUGUAGAAACCAACCUGAUCUAAAUGUUCAAAUAUAAAUUCCCACCUUAUAUAUAUUUUACUGAUAUACUCAUUUCUAUAUAGCCUAUGACCAAAACCCACCAAAAUUCAGUAACCAUUGUACCAAAUUUAAUAGCUUUAAGCCUUGAAAACCAGCUGGUCUGGUUUUAGCUUUGAAGAAAUGGGGAUCACGGAAAGAUCAAAGAAGAGGGUCCACCUAUGGAAGAAAGCUGUGGUCCAUUUUGCUUUGUGUUUUGUCAUGGGGUUCUUCACAGGAUUUGCUCCAACGGGUAAGGCUUCGAUUUUCGCUAGACCUGCUGUGAUCUCCACAAAUAUAUCAGACCACCUUUCGCCGCGGCCAGUAGAAUCGCCUCAACAAGUAGCAGCAGACGUUAAUAGAAGUUUGAUGGCAGAGACACCAAUUGUGGCAAUGGCAGCUGCCCCUGCAAGGCCUAAAGAGCACACCGAAAACUCUAGAUUCAUAUCAGAGAAAGAAGAACAACAAGAAGAAGAGAAAGAACCCAAGUUGACACCAAGAAGGUUCCUAAUCAUUGUGACUCCAACAAGCACAAAAAACAAAUUUAAAAGUGUGCUUUUGAGAAGAUUGGCUAACACUAUAAGAUUGGUUCCCCAGCCAUUGUUGUGGAUUGUGGUGGAAGCAAAAACAGAAUCAAAUAGAGUGUCUGAAGCUCUCAGGAAAACAGGGAUUAUGUAUAGGCAUUUGGUUUUCAAGGAGAAUUUCACAGACACAGAGGCGGAAAUGGAUCAUCAGAGGAACAUUGCACUUAAGCACAUUGAGCAGCACAAACUUAGUGGGAUUGUUCACUUUGCUGGCCUUUCUAAUGUCUAUGAUCUUGGCUUCUUCGACCAGCUCAGAGAAAUUGAGGUUUUUGGGACAUGGCCCAUGGCACUACUUGCAGCAAACAGAGAGAAAGUGAUCAUUGAAGGGCCUGUGUGUGAUUCUUCACAAGUCAUAGGGUGGCAUUUGAAGAAAAUGAACAACCAAACAGAUCCAAGACCUCCCAUUCACAUUUCAAGUUUUGCAUUCAAUAGUUCAAUUCUUUGGGACCCUGAGAGAUGGGGUCGCACUUCAUCGCUUCAAAGCUCCUCUCAGAAUUCAAUCAAAUUUGUGAAAGAAGUGGUUCUUGAAGAUGAGACAAAACUGAAGGGAAUCCCACCAGAAGACUGUUCCAAGAUCAUGCUUUGGUCUCUUCGUUUUCAUGCUGCUGGAGGAGCCACAACCACCAAACACCAAAUCAAUCAAUGAAAAAGGCAAGUUUUAGUCGGUGGGAAAAUUACCAAAAGAAAAAAGAAAAGAAAAUACUCGACCAUUUUGUUUUUCUUUGUCGUGUAAUUGUUAUAAUUUUAUUCAUUCUCUUCUUUAGUUUUGUAAUAGGUUUUUACACCUCCAGUACUUUCUUGUUAUCAGAAAAUAUAGCUUAAAACCA
Molecule: messenger RNA, 1465 nt
Organism: Prunus dulcis (almond)
Lineage: Eukaryota; Viridiplantae; Streptophyta; Magnoliopsida; Rosales; Rosaceae
Product: beta-1,4-xylosyltransferase IRX9
Exons: 3
Coding region: 199-1284 (361 amino acids)
Biological process (GO): glucuronoxylan biosynthetic process; plant-type secondary cell wall biogenesis
Cellular component (GO): Golgi membrane
Molecular function (GO): xylosyltransferase activity; galactosylgalactosylxylosylprotein 3-beta-glucuronosyltransferase activity
Source: RefSeq, a predicted model, not a curated record